CAUGCACGGUCAUUGGGUCGUUCUGACAUCCUGAGUUUGCGGGAAUCAGCUAUGUAGGACAGGGGCCGAGAGCCUGCCCAAGUUUGGGUGGAAGAACCUAACAUCUCUCCGCUCCCAACACCCUCGCCUAUUACGUUCACGCCUGAGCUCCAGCGGCCGCAGCUCAUGCCACGGAGGCGGGACUUCCUGUCUCCCUAAAGAAACAUUUCCGGCCAAAGCCGGAAGCUUCGCUGCGGACCGGCGCGUGCGAGGGUCGCGGCUCCGACCACCCGGGCUAGCCGCGGGGCAGAUCUCCUCAUAUUUUGGAUUCUGGCUGCAUUAUGAUGAAUGACACUUUGACAUCAGAUGUCAUUGGUCGACGAGUUGAAGUUAAUGGAGAACAUGCAACAGUGCAUUUUUCUGGUAUUGUCCCUCCUGUGGCAGGACUCUGGUUAGGAGUAGAAUGGGACAAUCCUGAGAGAGGAAAGCAUGAUGGAAGCCACGAGGGCACUGUGUAUUUUAAAUGCAGGCACCCAACAGGAGGAUCCUUUAUUCGUCCCAACAAAGUAAAUUUUGGAGUGGACUUUCUCACUGCAGUGAAGAAUCGCUAUGUGUUAGAAGAUGGACCAGAGGAAGAUGUAAAUGAGCAAAUCGUUAUAAUUGGAAAGAAACCUGUGGAAGCUAUUGGGUUUGACUCUAUUAUAAAACAGCAAAGUCAGCUGAGCAAGUUGCAAGAAAUUUCUCUGAGGAACUGUGCAGUGAAUUGUGCCGGUGACAGAGGAACAAUUGCCAAAGCAUGUCCUAAUAUCAGAAAAGUAGAUUUGUCAAGAAACCUGUUGUCCUCGUGGGAUGAAGUCCUAGAUAUUGCUGAUCAGCUCAAACACCUGGAAGUUCUUAAUCUCAGUGAGAAUAAACUCCGCUUUCCCUCGGGUUCAUCGUCUCGAACCGGAACAUUUCCUGCACUGAAGGUUUUAGUCCUUAACCGAACAGGAAUAACAUGGGCAGAGGUGCUCCGGUGUGCCUCUGGAUGGCCAGUCCUUGAGGAGCUGUACCUCAAGUCUAAUGAUCUUUUCAUUUCAGAAAGGCCGGCUGAUGUUCUACAGAUGGUCAAAUUAUUAGACCUUUCCUCUAAUCAAUUAAUUGAUGAAAAUCAGCUGCUUCUAAUAGCCUAUCUGCCCAGAUUAGAACAACUAAUCCUUUCCGACAUUGGAAUUUCUUCUAUACAUUUUCCGGAUGCUGGAACUGGGCACAAAACAUCCAUGUUUCCUUCCUUGCAGUACCUCGUAGUAAAUGACAAUCAGAUAUCACAAUGGCCAUUUAUCAACGAGCUGGAUAAGCUACAGAGUCUGCACGCUCUGUCCUGCAUCAGAAACCCCCUGACCGAAGGGAGCAAAGAAGCACAGACCACGCGUCAGCUCAUCAUCGCCAAAAUCGGUCAGUUGAAGACCCUGAACAAAUGCGAGAUUCUGCCGGAGGAGAGGCGGGGGGCCGAGCUUGAUUACCGGAAGGCGUUUGGAAAUGAAUGGAAGAAGGCCGGCGGACAUCAGGACCCAGACAGAAACCGACCCCACGAGGAGUUUCUGCGAGCGCAUCCCAGAUACCAGCUGCUGUGCCUUAAAUACGGUGCGCCUGAAGACGGGGAGCUCCAAACACAACAACCGUUUCUGCUCAAAAACCAGCUACUCACACUGAAGGUAAAAUAUCCUAAUCAAGUUGAUCAGAGAGUCCUAGAGAAACAACUGCCAGACUCCAUGACAAUUCAGAAGGUGAAGGGACUGCUGGCCCGUCUUCUCAAAGUUCCUGUGUCGGAACUUCUGCUGUCCUAUGAAAGCCCCAAAAUGCCUGGCAGAGAGAUUGAACUAGAAAAUGACCAGCAGUCAUUACAGUUUUAUUCUGUGGAAAGUGGAGAUUGUCUAUUGGUGCGAUGGUAAAAGUGAACUAAGAAAGUUCGGGGACUGCACUGUUCAUCAUGACUUGGGGGGGGCACCGGAAAUAAAGGAUUUAUUGGAACAGUUCUGUCAGAAAGAGAGGUUGUACACCUUGCCCUAAGUAUAGAAAAGGUGGUAUUUUUCAUCGGGAAGAGACCAUUUCUAGGCUUGUAUAUAACAGCAGUAAUAAAGGCUUUGCACCUACUAA
Molecule: messenger RNA, 2115 nt
Organism: Callorhinus ursinus (northern fur seal)
Lineage: Eukaryota; Metazoa; Chordata; Mammalia; Carnivora; Otariidae
Gene: TBCE
Product: tubulin folding cofactor E
Biological process (GO): cytoskeleton organization
Molecular function (GO): protein binding
Source: RefSeq, a predicted model, not a curated record